Molecule: messenger RNA, 1518 nt
Organism: Aspergillus lentulus
Lineage: Eukaryota; Fungi; Ascomycota; Eurotiomycetes; Eurotiales; Aspergillaceae
Product: MFS transporter
Biological process (GO): transmembrane transport
Cellular component (GO): plasma membrane
Molecular function (GO): transmembrane transporter activity
Source: RefSeq, a predicted model, not a curated record
AUGAUUCUUUCCCAAACGCCGAGCUUCACUGCAGGGGCAGAGGGCUACUGCGCCCCGAACGUCGAGCCUGUGAUUUCCAAGUUACCCAGCAUCCAAGAUGACCCAGAAUUCGAAGUCUAUUGGGAACAAAAUGACAUAGACAACCCACGUUUGUGGCCACUUUGGUACAAAGGUGUCACUGUCGCAGCCAUGAGCCUUGGAGCCACAGUUGUCAGCCUAUCUAGCACCUUGUACACAUCUGGAAUCCCGGGGCUCCAGGAAGAGUUUGGUAUCUCUAAACUGGAGGCGCUUGUUGGUGUCACCACCUAUCUCCUUGGUAUGGCGCUAGGGAGUGUCCUUUUUGCCCCAUUAAGCGAGCUCGUGGGUCGGCGGCCGGUCUAUAUUAUCUCAAUGACGGUUUUCCUCUUACUUCUACUGCCGAGCGCGUUGGCGCGCAACAUUGAAACAAUUCUUGUGAGCAGGUUCUUCGGGGGCUUUUUCGGGAGUGCUCUGAUGUCAAACUCUCCUGCUUCGGUGAAUGAUAUUGUAUCAGACGAACAUAGGGCCUUGGCAUUCGGCUUCUGGUCCAUUGGGCCUACUAACGGCCCGGUUUACGGUCCGAUCAUUGGGGGCUUUGUGUUUGAACACCUAGGAUGGAGAUGGACCAAUUGGAUUGUGCUCAUCAUCGGAGGUGGUGUCCUGGCUUUGAUGGCCUCUAUCAAGGAAACAUAUGCGCCGGUUAUCCUGAGAAGACGCGCAGAACGAAAAAGGAAAGAGACGCAAAGCACAAAGUGGUGGACACGGUAUGAUGGUGCACAGGAUUUUGUGUCAUCACUGCGAACCAGUCUCAGCCGGCCAUUUAUAAUGCUUCUAACUGAACCAAUUUGUAUAUUCUGGGACGUUUACGUUGCUCUCGUCUAUGGCGUGCUCUACCUAUGCUUCGUUGCGUAUCCAAUCGCCUUCCAGCAGGAGCGCGGAUGGUCGCCGGGAAUCGGUGGUCUUUCAUUCGUUGGCAUAGGAGUCGGGGUUCUGAUAGCAAUUGCGUGCGAACCCAUAUUCCGCAAAGUAAUCAAUCUUCAUCGAAAGUCAGAGGACGGCAUGGUGGAACCGGAGGCCAUGGUCAGCAUCGUCGGAUUUGGUGCAACUCUCCUAGCUGUUGGACAGUUAUGGUUUUCUUGGACCUGUACUCCCAACGUUCACUGGAUCGUUCCAAUCCUGGCUGGCGUUCCCUUUGGAGCUGGGAAUGCAUGUGUCUUCAUCUAUGCCUCCAACUAUCUCGCCCGUUCCUAUGGCAUCUACGCUGCGUCCGCACUUGCAGGGAAUAUGCUAUUACGAAGUAUCGUGGGAGCAUGUCUUCCGCUUGCAGGUCCGUCCAUGUACGGAAACCUUGGACUGAAUUGGGCAAGUACGCUUCUUGGUAUUGUGGAAGCCGCGUGCAUCUCGAUCCCUGUGGUUUUCUAUUUCUACGGGCAUAAAAUUCGGAAGGCUAGCCCUCUUUUAAAAAAAUUAGAAGAUCACACGCUUUCACCGCACCGUUGA